This is a messenger RNA of Anopheles merus, 1548 nucleotides long. Its product is annotated as probable serine/threonine-protein kinase fhkB. Bases 559 to 1257 code for a protein of 232 amino acids. Lineage: Eukaryota; Metazoa; Arthropoda; Insecta; Diptera; Culicidae. The record is from RefSeq and is a predicted model, not a curated record. The transcript has 2 exons.
CCUGUCAAAUGUGUGCAGCAAGAGUUGGGUUCGUUUGGUUGAAGUGCAGCAGCAGCAGCAGCAGCAAGCAGGCAAGCGCAAGUAUCUCGACAGACGUCUACGGACGAGCAUUUUCCAAAAAAAAAAAUCGUACGCAAUACCUGACUGUGUGGAGCAUAGCGCAAUAGAGGAGACGUAGGAGCAUCGUGUGAGGAAAACGUGUGACGACCAAAAGGUUCGAUCGGAUUUACGCUAGUAGUACGUAAAGAAAGCAAGGGCUCUGUGGCAAAGGAGGCGACGAUUGUAAGAGGGCCUGUGUAAACUGAGGCGAAAGAGAAAAGAGAGGAAAAAACAGCAAACACUCAAACGCACAGAAAGCUGUCAAACAGUUCGGUGAUAGAACUUUUAAUUCAUACAAACCUCAUCGCAAAUCAUUUGGCUGCUAGUGGCCUGUGAUGUGCAUAUAAAGUGUUGGUGAACUGGGUUGUUUUGUUGCGUUGAGAGAGAGAGAGAAAGAGAGACCAUACCAAUUGUGGGUGGUUGCGACAGGACAGGAAAACCCCCCAGUCCGCAGAAGCAAUGGAGCCCAACAGUCGGCCACCGAUCGGUGGCGGGCCGGAGUCGUACGAGCGCAACACCAUCUCGACCAACACAUUCCAGAUCUGGGAAACGACCGUCCGGCUGGCACAGAUUCAAACGCUCAUCGACAAGGUCUGCCUGGCGACCUGUCCGGACGAGGCGAUGAUCUGCUUCCUGCAGGAGAGCGACGGCCAAUCGAUGCUGGACAUCAUUUCCGACGAUGAAGAGGAGGACGACAGCGAACCGCAACAGCUGCGCGGCAAGAACAGCCUCAAGCGCAUGAUACAGGACAUGUACACGCGGCCCCAGAUGAUCGGCACGGUCAAGAUGAUCCUGUACCACUGCCUCACGACGCUGGCAGAAAAGCUGACCCAGGACAUCAAGUUUCGGUCGGAGAAUGCCGAAUUCUUCGACGAUCUCGAGCUGGUGCUGAGCCGCAUGACGGACGAGGCGGCCGAAAGUACCAAGCGCGAAAUCAUGCAGUACUUGUCGAUAGCGAAGAAGCGGCUCGCCAAACGGAAACGGGUGCGCGAUCAGCACCAGCAACACCAGGAACAACGACAACAGCAGCAGCAGCAGCAGCAACAAGCGCACCAGGAAUCUUCGUCGUCAUCUUCUUCUUCCUCUUCCUUCUCGUCCUCAUCCUCGACUAGCUCGCCCACGCCGGACAGUAGAAUGUUUCCACCCCAUGGGUCAUAGGGCAGCAAGAAUUUGGUUGAAUCAAACGGAUGCGAACCAGCAUGCGUUUCUAACUUGUGCUGCAACAUGCGGAUGCUGCCGGAUGGAAGGAGGAAUGGAGGGAUGAAACUAGUUUAAUUUUUAUUUAUAUAUCUGCUAACUUCCCGGAACACGGGGGCCACCGAGGGAGGAUGGCGUCGAGGAGUGCGUUCUAAUUGUGCGAUUUUUCCUAAAAAAAGAGGAAGCAAAUAAAAUUAUCAUUUCGUUUACGUGAAUAAAUCAUAUGUAGGGUGCAUUUUAAGCAUUUGUUUG